GAGAACUUGGCUGCGGGUAGUAUUUCCUCAUAUAGCAGGUAGGAAAGGAAAUAAAACUCCUUCAAUAGGGUGCUACUCUUUUUUUUUGGUUUGUUUUUAAUUUUAAUUUUCCCGUUCUAUUUUUUUAUUUGUGUUUUUAGGGCAUCCCGUACCACCUUCCACCUUCAUUGACAUCGGAUUUCCUCCGGGGAUCCCCGAUUAUCCCACGGCCUAACUAAUAUUACUUAAACGAAUCAUAACCUAAUUAUGAACGAAGAAUCAACGAAGAGCCCAUUUGCGGGGAUCGGUUCGCCUGUCCUAGCCUCGGGUGGUAACUGGAGACCAAUCAUGAGUGGCGGCUGGGGCCGAGCAGCGACACGGGACCGGUUAAAAUGGAACUGCGCAAAGGGCGGGGAGUUGCCGGUCUGGGAAUUCCGAUGCUGGUCGGGUCGGGUUCGAUUCGAUUCAUUCCCAGAGUCGUGGGGUCAAUACUGUACGACUCCCGUAGACAAACAAAGGUCUCAUACUCCGUACGGAUUAAUCCACACAAGAACAAAAAACAAUACAGGAAUAAAAGAAAUUAGGGGGCUAUGAGUUGUACAGGUGAUGUUAUAUCGUAUGAGAAUUGAGAUUCAGGUCGUACACAUGACCUAACACAUGAUAUAAUAUAACAUGAUCUUCUCUGUAUGGACAAACUCUCAUGUGCAGACAGCGUUUUCCGUGUCGAUCGGGAUUCCAUCCCUGUGAGUGCCAGCCAAUCUCCGUUGCUGUAGCUCAUGGUCCUCAAAUCAGUAUCUAGACAAGGAUGAGUAGUCCAUUUAGGAUCUCGCUUCCCUCCCCGCGGGGAGGCCCCAGUGCAGGAAAGCCUUUUUGGGGGAAAAAAAAUAAAUAAAAAUGCAAAUGAAAAAAAAGUCAGCCUGCGUGGCUGAUGUUACAGCUGAGUCCAUACCCGACGGACGAAAAUAAAAUCCCAUCAACAUGAUGUCGAUACCCGAGGUUCGUUAGUUGGAGAGUGUGAUUCAUUUGCCGUUUCCCCUCAUUUUGCAACUUUUGGAUCUUAACAUUAGAGUUUGGAGUAAGGAUGCAGCUGGGGUACUGUCAAGCUUGGGAUCCGUGUGAACUUAUAGGGUCCAACCGUGAGCUUGUAUUCGAGCUCCAGGUCAGACAUAGGUGGAUGGCAUGAUGUUUCUUACUGUGCCUUCUUCCCAACCCCGGAUAAUAACCGAUCGGGAUUAUAGAUGCGAAUAAUUUAUGGGGAAGAAGCUCAAAGGGGGGUUGUAAUUGACAAAAUAGGAGUGAUGACAGAUCUGGAUAAAUGUUAUGAUUGAUAUUUAUUUAUUUUAGCAAAGUGUGGAUGUGCGUUGCCCCAAGAACUGGAUAACCGUUUUGCCUUUUUGGACGACAAUAAGCCGGGGAAGAGAAAAUUGGUUAUGUAAUAGCUUGAGUGUUGAAAUAAUUUGCGGUGUCAAGUGACGUUCCACACACUUGCUGGUAACCGGCUUCUUCGGUCGGUCGGUAGGGAAAUGAGAUUGGAAUCUAGAUAGGGAGCGCUCCCAAAUUUUUUUUUUCUCUUUUUUCAUACCCCGUACACAAGCCCAGGUCCAGGAUCAGUAUAGAUUCUUGCAUGAUUCAUGAUUUUUUAAUUGCAUUAUACCUCUAAUUCGACCACCAUGCCUAGUGGAUUUAAGUAACCGUUUAAGGUGGAUGUCAGACAGUAGUCACUGUAAGAGUUUCCUAUCGAUCG
Messenger RNA from Aspergillus pseudotamarii, 1723 nucleotides. RefSeq lists its product as uncharacterized. Bases 247 to 573 code for a protein of 108 amino acids. The record is from RefSeq and is a predicted model, not a curated record. Lineage: Eukaryota; Fungi; Ascomycota; Eurotiomycetes; Eurotiales; Aspergillaceae. The transcript has a single exon.